AUGGAUCCAACUCAGGCCACCGGAAGUUCGCAGCCGACGGUGUAUGACGCAGUACUGUUGGCAGAACUGACGCAAAAAUUAGGUAGCGUCAAGAAAGCAAAAGAAGUUUACGCUCUGUUCUCCACCAAAACCGCUUCACUGGAGGCGGAGAAAGAAGAGGCGACGAACGAACUGUCGGCUGAUGGUGGGCAGAACGACGGCGAAACGGAGGUGGAGACCGAAAGACAAGGUAAUGGAAACCCUAACUCUGAGGGUGAGAAAGUUGUUGAGGGGGAAACCCCUGUUCACGAAAAGAUUGCUGAGGGGGGAACCCCUGUUAUGGAAGACAAUGUGGAGGGGGAAACCCCUAUUGUGGAGAGGAUUGCUGAGGGGGAAACCCCUGUUCACGAGAAAGUUGUUGAGGGGGAAACCCCUGUUCGAGAGUUGAUGAAUGAGGGGGAAACCCCUAUGGAGGCUGGGGAUGAAACCCCAAAGGAUUUUAGGGGUGCGACCCCUGAACCAAUGGAGGAGGGGGAAACCCCAAGUGAUGUCAGGGGGGAAGCUGUUGGGUUUAUGAACAGGAGCUACCGGUUCGGACACUGGAACAACUCACCUGGUUGGAGAAGCGCCCAGACUAGUUGGCGGGUCAAGGAAACUAUAUUCCCAGUUACCACCAGAUCGGGGCUUACAACAGGGGAUCCAGUUCACCUGAGUUCGGAGAGCGACGAGGAGUCAACUUCGUCAGUUAAGAAGGAACCAAAGUCAACCUCAGAAACAGAGGAGGAAAGCGUUGAGAGCAUGGCCAACGCAGGCGACGACGACCCAGAGAUCGGCUGGCUCACUGCCCAUUUAGAUGGCGAGCCUGCCCAGGCCAUCGUCUCUACCCAGCGCCAGAGGGCGAUCGACAUCAAAACUAAUGUGUUGGGCAUUCUCCCCACUUUCUCGGGUCGGAGGAAUGAGUGCCCCUAUGAGUUCCUCAAUGAAUUCAAUUUUACUUUGAUUUUAUGGAAAAUCCAAGAAACUGGAGAGGAGAAGGCCACACUGCAAUCUUUUGCACGUAAAAGUGGGGAACAUGAGAAUGAGAUCUACUACGAGUCCAAUUUCGAAAUCCCAGAUGAUUUUGGAGAGAUUGGUGCCGUUAAACUUGAGAAUGAACAUCGUCAAGAAAUGUUCGUUAAGAACAUUGCAUUAGAUGGAUUCCCCUCUGGCAUUAUCAACAUCCACUGUGAUUCUUGGAUUCAUUCCCAAUUCGAGAGUCAGGAGAAGAGAGUCUUUUUUUCUAACACGUCAUACUUGCCAUCCGAAACUCCGAGUGGGCUAGUAAGAUUGAGGGAGAAAGAUCUGGUUGCUCAGCGAGGAGAUGGCGAAGGAGAGCGCAAGGCCUCUGACAGGAUCUACGAUUACGACGUCUACAAUGACCUUGGCGACCCAGACGCUGACCCUGAGUUGGCCCGCCCUGUUCUCGGCGGGCCCAAACAUCCCUAUCCUCGCCGCUGCAGAACUGGCCGCCCAAGAACUAAAGCAGAUCCAUUAUCGGAGACUAGGUCGGACGACGUGUAUGUUCCACGAGACGAAGCAUUUUCGCAAGUAAAGCAAGCAACAUUCCAAGCAAAGACGGUCUACUCAGUGGUUCACGCGCUGAUCCCAUCGCUCAGGACAUAUGCCACCGACCCUGACCAAGGGUUUCCGUUUUUUUCAGCCAUAGACGGUUUGUUUAACGAAGGGGUCCACCUCCCUGAUAUUCCGACCACCGGAUUCCUGGGAAACAUCAUACCUAGGCUUGUCAGAUCAAUCUCUGAAGCUGGCAAUAGCGUCUUGCGCUUUGAGACUCCUGAGUUCGUUGACAGAGACAGGCUUGCGUGGUUUAGGGAUGCAGAAUUUGCUCGACAAACUCUAGCAGGGAUCAAUCCAUGCGCCAUACAGUUAGUCACGGAAUGGCCAUUGAAGAGUAAUCUUGAUCCAGAAGUGUAUGGACCGGCAGUGUCAGAAAUUGACAAGGAAAUGGUGGAAAAUGAAAUUCGAGGAUUUUCUACUCUUGAGGAUGCAAUCAAAGAGAAGAAGCUUUUCGUCCUAGAUUACCAUGAUUUGCUUUUGCCGUAUGUGGAAAGAGUGAGAGAGCAAAAGGGGACUACCCUUUAUGGGUCGAGGACGUUGUUCUUUUUGAUGCCAUCAGGCACGUUAAGGCCCUUAGCGAUCGAGCUGACCCGACCAAAGAUAGGCGACAAGCCCCAUUGGAAUAGAGUAUUCCUUCCAAGUUGGGAGCCUACAGGCAUCUGGUUGUGGAGACUGGCUAAAUCCCACGUCCUCGCUCACGACUCUGGUUAUCAUCAGUUGAUCAGUCAUUGGCUAAGAACUCAUUGUUGCGUCGAACCAUACAUCAUUGCGACACACAGGCAACUAAGCGCGAUGCACCCGAUUUAUCGAUUGUUGCAUCCCCAUCUACGAUACACGAUGGAGAUCAAUGCAUUGGCUCGUCAAGCACUCAUAAACGGCAAUGGGAUCAUCGAGUCCGCUUUCUCCCCCGGAAAGUACUCCAUCGAGCUGAGCUCAGUUGCUUACGACCUUCUCUGGCAAUUUGACUUACAAGCACUGCCGGCAGAUUUGAUUAACCGAGGCCUGGCCGUGGAGGAUCCAAGCGCGCCCCACGGCGUGAAGCUGGUGAUCGAGGAUUACCCUUACGCGAACGACGGUUUGCUUAUAUGGGACGCCAUCAAGGAGUGGGUUUCCGACUACGUUCCACAAUACUAUACCGACGCUAGCCUCAUACAGUCCGACACCGAGUUACAAGCAUGGUGGACGGAGAUAAAAACGGUAGGGCACGGCGACAAAAAGGACGAGCCGUGGUGGCCGGAGCUCAAAACCCCGGACGACCUAAUCGGGAUCCUGACGACCAUCAUAUGGACGGCUUCCGGCCACCAUGCGGCCGUGAACUUCGGGCAGUUCGACUACGGAGCAUACUUCCCGAACCGGCCCACCACCGCCCGCGUGCAGAUGCCGGUGGAAGACCCGAGCCCGGAAGAAAAGAAGAAGUUUCUAGAAAGGCCGGAGGCGUUUCUGCUGGAGUGUUUCCCAUCGCAGCUUCAGGCGACGGUGAUUUUGACGAUUUUGGAUGUGCUUUCGAAUCAUUCUCCCGAUGAAGAGUACAUUGGGGGGAAAAUUGAGCCUUAUUGGGAAGAUAAUAAAGUGAUAAAGGCAGCGUUUGAGCGAUUUCAUGGGAAGUUGAUGGAGAUUGAAGGGAUCAUUGAUGCUAGAAAUGCGGAUUUGAGUCUGAAGAAUAGGUCCGGAGCGGGUGUGGUGCCGUAUGAGCUCUUGAAGCCGUAUUCUGGGCCUGGGGUUACAGGGAAGGGUGUGCCAAAUAGCAUCUCUAUUUAGGACUCAUGAUAAUGUGCCUUCUUGAUCAUUCAAUAAUGCAAUAAUGCAAGAUUGUUCAAAUAGCAUCUGUAUUUAGAACUCAUGAUAAUCUGCAUAUCUCAUGCUAUUCAAUAAUGCAAUAAUGUUCAACCAAGUUUAAUUAAUUAUAAAAGUCAAAGAUGAUUAUUGUCAA
Molecule: messenger RNA, 3523 nt
Organism: Salvia hispanica
Lineage: Eukaryota; Viridiplantae; Streptophyta; Magnoliopsida; Lamiales; Lamiaceae
Source: RefSeq, a predicted model, not a curated record